Molecule: messenger RNA, 1899 nt
Organism: Zygosaccharomyces rouxii
Lineage: Eukaryota; Fungi; Ascomycota; Saccharomycetes; Saccharomycetales; Saccharomycetaceae
Gene: PLB3
Product: lysophospholipase
Exons: 1
Coding region: 1-1899 (632 amino acids)
Biological process (GO): glycerophospholipid catabolic process
Cellular component (GO): cytosol; intracellular membrane-bounded organelle; plasma membrane
Molecular function (GO): A2-type glycerophospholipase activity
Source: RefSeq, a predicted model, not a curated record
AUGAAUUUCAUCGAGAGUUUAUUGGUCCUCGUGGUAGCUGGUUUAGCUGCCGCUUGGUCUCCCAAGAAUAGUUACGUUCCUUCGACUGUUAAUUGUCCCGAUGACAUUGUUUUAGUUAGAGAAGCCAAUGGGUUAUCUGACAACGAAACCGAAUGGUUAAAGCGUAGAAGACCUAUUGCCAAGGAAGCUUUGCAUGAUUUUGUUAAGCGUGCCACCAAAAAUUUCAGCGACAACUCUUUGGUUGAUAAAGUGUUUAGCGGCAACGACAGCCAUGCACCAGUGGUCGCCAUUGGUGCAUCCGGUGGUGGUUACCGUGCUAUGUUGAGUGGUGCUGGUAUGAUUUCCGCUUUUGACAACCGUACCCGUGGUGCUGACGAGCAUGGUCUAGGUGGUGUCUUGCAAGGUGCUACUUAUUUGGCUGGUCUUUCUGGUGGUAACUGGUUAACUGGUACUUUGGCAUGGAACAACUGGACUAGUGUGCAAACAAUCGUUGAUAACACUACGGCAGAUGAUUCUAUCUGGGAUAUUUCUCACUCCCUUGUUAAUCCAGAUGGUGUUAAUGUUUUCGGAACUGCUGACCACUGGGAGCACAUCUUUAAGACUGUCCGUCAAAAGCACAAGACCUACAAUGCCUCAUUGACUGAUCUGUGGGGCCGUGCGCUUUCUUACGAUUUCUUCCCCAGCUUGUACAGAGGUGGUGAGGCUUACACUUGGUCCACCCUGAGAGAUGCUGAGGUGUUUGAAAAUGGUUCUAUGCCUUUCCCUAUCAGUGUUGCUGAUGGUAGAUACCCUGGUACCAGUGUCAUCAGUUUGAACGCUACUGUGUUUGAGUUUAACCCCUUCGAGAUGGGAUCUUGGGAUCCAUCUCUACGUGCAUUCACAGAUGUGAAGUACUUGGGUACCAAGGCUGUUGACGGUAAACCUGAAAAGAAGGGCGAAUGCGUUGCUGGCUACGACAACGUUGGUUUCAUUAUGGGUACUUCUUCUACCUUGUUCAACCAAUUCUUACUAAGAUUGAACACUACUGGUAUGCCUCGUGUGGUGAAGAGCAUCAUCAGCCAUUUCUUGAAAGACAUUUCAAAGAAUGAAGAUGAUAUUGCCGUUUACUCUCCUAAUCCAUUCCUCAACACUAGUUAUGUCAGUAAUGACUACACGAGUAGCUUGGUCGACAGCAAAGACUUGUACUUGGUCGAUGGUGGUGAAGAUAAUGAAAACAUCCCAUUGUUGCCAUUCCUACAAAAAGAACGUGGUGUCGACGUUAUCUUUGCCCUGGAUAACUCUGCCGACACUACUGAAUACUGGCCAGAUGGUUCCUCUCUAGUGGCUACUUACGAACGUCAAUUCGGUAAGAUGGGUAAGGAUAUUGCCUUCCCAUACGUGCCUGAUGUUGAAACUUUUGUUGCCGAGGGUUUGAACACUAAGCCAACUUUCUUUGGUUGUGAUGCUCAGAAUAUGAGUGAUUUGGCUUUCACCCCUCCAUUGGUGGUCUACGUCCCUAACAGUAGGAUGUCAUACAAUGGUAACCAAUCUACUUUCAAGUUGUCCUACUCUGACAACGAGCGUCUAAACAUGAUUAAGAACGGUUUCGAAGCUACCACUAGAAACAAUUUGACCGAUGACAGUAACUUUGCUGGCUGUGUCGCUUGCGCCAUCAUGCGUCGUUCUCAAGAAUCUAUGAAUGCAACUCUACCAAAAGAAUGUAAACAAUGUUUCCAGGACUACUGCUGGAAUGGACAUAUUUCUCAUAACGGUACAAAGAUCCAACAUAACGACGACUACACAAAGAGUGCAUCUCCUAGCGCCACCUCUAGUUCAAAGGGCGGUGCCUCCAAUUCAUAUUCUCCAAGAAGCGGUCUUUCCCUAUUCGCAUUCAUGGUGACCGUUGCAGGAUUGUUCUAA